Xenopus tropicalis (tropical clawed frog) is the source of this 1865-nucleotide messenger RNA. RefSeq lists its product as uncharacterized. The coding region runs from base 40 to 1443 and encodes 467 amino acids. The record is from RefSeq and is a predicted model, not a curated record. NCBI's taxonomy places the organism in Eukaryota, Metazoa, Chordata, Amphibia, Anura, Pipidae. The transcript is spliced from 9 exons.
GCGGCACAUAAACAUGGAGACAAAGGAAAUAAAGCUCAAAUGAAUGAAAGUAAAUUGGAGGAAAAUAUAAUCAAUGCAAAUGGAAUUACCCCCUGCAGUUAUUGCAAAUAUAAAGUAUAUAUUAUAGCAUUAGCUGCUAUGUUAUCAAUUGCAUUGCCAGGAGCAGCUGGAUGGUAUCUCUAUUACAGAAUGAAGAAAAAGAAAGAAAUCAGUGAUGAAGAAAAGGCAAUAGAAGAAUCACAGCCUGAGACCUUUAUAGCCAGAAUGAGUUUGUGGCUCUCCGCACUCAGGCCCCUCUUUGAUAAACUGAUGAAGAUAAUAGGGGAAUUACAACUAAAGACCUAUAUGUCUAAAAUAACGAUAUGGUUAUCUACAAACUGUACUCUAGAGAUGCUCAGCCUUCUCUAUGCUAAACUGAGGAAGAAGAAGCCAAUCUAUGAUGAAGAAAAGGCAAUAGAGAAGUCCCAGCCUAAGGCCGCUAAACCUAAAACUACUAUAAGGGAUAAGCCUGGCACAGGCAAAAAGAUGGCCAAGGCUGAUGAGAAACUGAAAGAUGAAACCAGUGUGACAGGAAAGAAAAUAGUCAAGAAGAAGAAGAAGAAGAAGGCUCCUGUGACUAAAUCUGUGGGGAAGGCAAUUGAAACGCCUUCCAUAAAACAAUCUACAGAUGAGCCAGUGAAAUCUGGGCAAAGCCCAGAAAUACUAGCAAUUCCUGAAGGGAAAAAAGUCAAGAAGACGAAAAAGAAGAAGACUCCAGAUGAGCCAGUGAAAUCUGGGCAAAGCCCAGAAAUACUUGCAAUUCCUGAAGGGAAAAAAGUGAAGAAGACAAAAAAGAUAAAGAAGGCUCCUGUGAAGUCUGUGGUGGAGGCAAUUGAAGCUCCUUCCAUGAAACAAUGGAAAGAUGAGGAAAUAUUCGUAAUUAUUAAUGGAAAAAUGUGUUACACCAGUAUGGCUAAUUUAUUCAGAGACCCACCAAUGUUUGGACUAGUCAAUAGUUUCGCGACAGAACAGGAACCUGUGGAACCAGUUGGUAUUUUAUCAACGGAACAGGGACCUGUGGAACCAGUCAGUAUUUUAGCGACGGAACAGGGACCUGAGGAACCAGUCAGUAUUUUAGCGACGGAACAGGGACCUGUGGAACCAGUCAGUAUCUUAGUGACAGAACAGGGACCUGCAGAACCAGUCAGUAUUUUAGCGACGGAACCGGAAUCAUUGGCAGCAGUCAAUGUUUUAUCUACAGAAGAGAUACAUGUUCCAGCAGAAAAAGUUGUAUCUGUGGAACAUGUGGAAUCGGACAUGGUCUCCAUGCAACCAGUUAUUCCAGAGUUUGAACAACCUUUUGUGGAAAGCCAGAAAGAAACUCCUUCUAAAGCUAAAUAUAAGAGAAUAACAGUUUUGAGAUGGAUAGAGGAGAUCACAGAUGAUGAAGCAUCUACUGAUUAAGUGAAUGAAUUCCAGAAAUAGAUACCUGUGGAUAUUAACCCUAACAUGAAAAAUGAAUUCAAAGUUUAGUUGUGGGGGACAAGGACUGGAACGGGGAUGACGCAUCUGAAUAAGGUCUGACUAUAAAGAGAACCUGUCAGGUUAGAAGUUAUUGGUAACUGAAAACUGACAGGUUCUCUUUAAAUGAACAUCCGAGCAGCAAAAUAUCCACAAAUUUCUAUAUCUGCCUCUGAAACGUGUCCCCCGAUGCUGACCCGUUCCCUCCAGUCAGAGAGUGAGGCCUAUCUUGGGCCUGUGAGGAAGUAAGCCUGCUGUCCAACACCAUGGCCAGAAGACUGCAACACCAGUCAAUUACAAAUUUUAAUAAAUGGACAAUUAUCAAAAGUACCAAAAUAAAAAUACAGUGUUUUUCUUGGACAAUU